This is a messenger RNA of Pygoscelis adeliae (Adelie penguin), 2000 nucleotides long. It is a transcript of the gene OGFOD1, whose product is annotated as 2-oxoglutarate and iron-dependent oxygenase domain containing 1. Gene Ontology annotation, biological process: peptidyl-proline hydroxylation; regulation of translational termination. The transcript is spliced from 11 exons. The coding region runs from base 1 to 1344 and encodes 447 amino acids. The record is from RefSeq and is a predicted model, not a curated record. Gene Ontology annotation, molecular function: iron ion binding; L-ascorbic acid binding; peptidyl-proline dioxygenase activity. NCBI's taxonomy places the organism in Eukaryota, Metazoa, Chordata, Aves, Sphenisciformes, Spheniscidae. Gene Ontology annotation, cellular component: cytoplasm.
AUGUACUUAGGGAAGACGACAUCCCUCGGCGUUUACCGGAAGAAGCUCAAGCAUGUAGCUUCGCCUUUAAAGCAUGCCCUGUGUGAAGAAUUCCGAGCGUGGCUUUCUGCUGUGACCCAGAUCGAGCUGGAGCCCACCGUUGACAUCUCCUGUGCUAAAUACGAAUAUACUGAUGUCUUGCUGUGCCACGAUGACGAGCUGGAAGGUCGGAGGAUUGCUUUCAUCCUGUACCUCGUGCCACCCUGGGAGGAAAGCGACGGGGGAACGCUGGACCUGUAUAGCACAGAUGAACACUUUCAGCCACAGCAAAUCGUCAAGUCGCUAGUGCCUUCGUGGAACACGCUGGUUUUCUUUGAAGUGUCGCCAGUCUCUUUCCACCAGGUGUCAGAAGUUCUGUCUGAGGAGAAGUGCCGCUUGUCAGUGAGCGGCUGGUUUCACGGCCCGUCCACAGUCAGACCUGCACGCCGCAUGGAAGCUCCCUUGCCCAGGAGCCCACACGUCCCCUACGACCAUGAAAUCUUGUAUGAGUGGAUCAAUCUAGUUUAUUUGGACAUGGACUCCCAAGCUCAAAUCCAGGAGGAAUUUGAGGAGCGAUCAGAAAUUCUCCUGAAGGAUUUUCUUAAGAAAGAGAAAUACCAACUACUGUGUGAAGCUUUGGAGAACAAAGACGUCCAGUGGAGUAGGCGGGGGCCCGCUAAUAAAAGACUCUAUGAGACAGCAGAGGAAGACAGCCUCCCUGACAUCCUGAAGAAAUUCCUGCAGUUCUUACGCUCCGAGGCUUUGUUUUUACUGCUUUCCAACUUCACUGGCCUAAAGCUGCACUUCCUGGCUCCCUCUGAUGAGGAUGAAGAUGCUGGGGAAGGAGGAGCAGCAGACGCCGCUGGGCACAGCAGUCCCAAACCUGAGCAGGAAGAGACUGACCACCACGCCGAUAGCAAUCCCCAUCAGCCGGAGCAGCCUGACAACAUCCCUGAAGCACAAGACGGUGAGACGCAGAACGGCUCAGGUGCCCCUGUGUGUGCAGGGGAGCUGAGGCGCUGGACCCACGGGCACUAUACGCUGGUCCACGACACUCAAGCAACAGAAUUUGCUCUCGACCUGCUCUUCUUCUGUGGCUGUGAGGACUGGGAUCCAGAAUAUGGCGGCUUUACUUCCUACAUCGCUAAAGGUGAAGAUGAAGAGCUGCUGACGGUGAACCCAGAGGACAACUGCUUGGCCUUAGUCUAUAGAGACAAAGAAACGAUGAAGUUUGUGAAAUACAUCAAUCAUCGUAGCUUGGCACGCCUGAAAAAGCAUGCGAACAGAACAGGAUUUUGGGAUUUUUCCUUUGUCUAUUACGAGUGAUGGUGUAGAGUGUGACCAUCGUCCCACAGAAAAUGGCGGGGAGCAGGGGGGGAGCAGCUCUCCGCCCGGGAGUUCAGCUGGGGCCUCUCUAAGCCCAGACAAACUUCGCUGACGCUAACUCCAUCACACCGUAUACGAGCUGCUGCCACGUGGGGUCCAGGUGACUUUUUUUAACUGCACGCGUGGAAAUGCAGUCUUCUCCCGCGUCCGCUGUAACGCGCUCUCGCCUGCUUUUAAUGCUACGUGGAGGGGGUGGUCGUCACACGCCUGACAGCUGCUCUGUCAGCUUUCCAGCUGUUCUCUCAUGGAAACAGCACGGUGGGAUGCAUCUCUAAUCUGUCAGGGUGCAAGUUACAACUUUGCGUUGCCCCAAGCUGGUGGCUGAUUUUUAUUUUAAAAAAAUAAAUAAGUAAAAGGAAAUGGGUCAGUUAAAUGCUUCAAACUCCAGCUGGGCAAGUUUUGUUAUGAAAUGCCCAAGACGUUUUCUGGGGCUUAACUGCGUUCACUGUUUGUAGAGGCAGAAAUAAAGGAGCUGCCAUGGGAAAUAAUAGGUUUUUCCAGCUGCACAACUCUCUGGAGUUGGGAAGACGGCGAGGCUGUAAAGCUGCUGGCAUUGAGAAGGACCUGGCACUGCAACAAGGAGCAGGACUUUAUUA